Molecule: messenger RNA, 2174 nt
Organism: Parasteatoda tepidariorum (common house spider)
Lineage: Eukaryota; Metazoa; Arthropoda; Arachnida; Araneae; Theridiidae
Source: RefSeq, a predicted model, not a curated record
GUCCAUUGAAUUGUCACUUGAAUCGCUGAAGAAUGAUUCAUAGAAAUGUCCACCAAAGUACACCCUCAUAAUCAUCUAUUGUGUAUUGGUGCCCUGUCUAGACGACAAGGGGACAACCGCAUCUUACCUUGAUCUUUACCCAGGUAAGAUCAUCCCUCACUUCACAUCUGUUUGCGAAACUAGUUGGACUACCACAAUCCCCACAGGUAUCCAUGCAUUAUAUAGCUUUACGUAGUUUUUUAAUUCUGUUCGACAAAGCUACAGCCAUGAAAUCUCAAAUAUACUUGCUGUACCUCAUCUAUCUCUUUGUUCCUACCAUUUUGAGUUCAGCCAUUAAAGACGAUUCUAGGCAACUUCCCUCCCAUGCUAGUACAGAAAAUAAACAUGAAAGACAUUCAAAAAGUCAACAUCAAGACGAACAGCUUAGAAAGAGUAAGAAUAAAAAGAAUGGUCAGCAGGUCAACAUUGGAAGUCGGUAUCUGAAAAAACGUCCUACCAGGAGGCGCCUGGACAAAUCCUCUCUUUUGGAAAUACUUGGAGAAGAUUAUGAGCCGAAUUUGAUGACUGCUGAUAGACCUAAGAGAACCGUCAUUUCCAUCCCCUCCCACGAAGUCAAUGUCGACAAGCUAAACAACAGAUGGUCUCAAGAAGAACUGAUGAAGCAGAUGAGCAAAUUAAACCUGACCGAAGAACUCAGCAGUGUGGAUCCCAGUCUCGUUCCUCUUGAAGACAAGAUACGCCAAUGGAUGAUGCGGAGAUCUUCCUGUCCAAUUCACUUCUCGUGGAAAGACUUGGGAAAGAAAUACUGGCCACGAUGGGUGAGAGAAGGAGUCUGCCUAAAGAGGGAUGGUUAUUGUUCUUUUCCAGCGGGGAUGAACUGUGUACCAGGCGCCACUACCUCAGUUCAGCUUCUAAAUUGGCAAUGCGAGUUGAAAGAGUUUGAGCCAUUGCCAAGGCAUAAAAGAAGUCCGAUUAAGGAUUCUGAUAGAGAAACUUCUGUUUUAUAUAAAAGACCUCCGGUGCCGCCCCUUCCCACAGAAAGAAGGCGCUUGAAAAGAAACUGUUCCUGGGUUAAAGUUCCCUUUCCUAUUACCAUUGACUGCUUCUGUACCUGUUGAGAAAAUUGUUGAACUAUUUGAUACAAGAAACAAAAACUACCAUUUCCGUAAAAAAAAAAUCAGUUGAACUCGCAAUGAGAAAUGGUGUUUAGGUUAAACUAUUGUUCUCUGUUACGAAUUACUGUUUUUUCAACUUUUGGAUGUUCAUAAAUUGAAAUAAACAUUACGCUUUGAACACUAUGAUCGAAUCACAGUUACUAUAUGAGUGAUAAUCAGCCUAACAAUAAAUGUAUCUGUAAUUAUGUCCAUGCAUGCCAAAGUUCUGCAACUAGUGAAAGUAUCGACAUAAAUUUUUAAAAUUGUUAGGUUUUUAUAAUGGAGCAUAUCGCAGCGAUGAUUUGUCUCACAAAAGAAUAGCAGAGGAUAAGCAUCUCACAGCAUUAUGUAUUUAUGGUAAUCAUUGUAAAAACUGUGGAUUUUUAAAUUAUAGUUGACAUUUUUAUAUUUUUAGUUUGAAUCUUUUUAACUCUCAUAAUUAUUUUUGACUCUCAUAAUCUCACAUUGGUAUAAAUUGUUUUUUAUUGGUAUUAUUUGCUUCAUUGGUAUAAUUUGUUUUAUUAGCAUUAUUUGUUUUUUAUUAGUAAUAUUGAUUGAACUGGUUUUUAAGCUAACUUAGCUUCUUAAGAAAAAGUUAGUUAAAACAAAGGUUUUUUCCUGUAAUUAAACAAACUCAUAACCAAGUGAUUAAGAAACUCGUGUAAUUAAUUUUUUAUUUACGAGUGAUCCUCAAAAAUUUUAUUAAAUAAACUCCCCAGUAAAAUGUUAUUACUUUACUUCAAAAUUUUAAUUUUAACAACUAUUUUAAUUUUCAAAACUAUUAUUUUGAAACUAAAUGCCAAGUAUUAUUUUUAAUUGUUAUUUAAACUAUUUUGAUACUUCUUUUACCGUAUCUAUGAAUUUAAUGAUUUAAGUUUCUUUCUUGGGAAUAUGCAAACUUAAUUACACAUUUUUACGCAAUUUAUUUGUAAAAUACUUACAACUAACAAUAUAUCCUAUUUUCCAAGAUUGAAAUCAAGAGUGAAUUUUUUUCAGUUUUACUCACUGUUUAUUCAUAUU